AUGUCAACCCUCGCCCUCCUCCUCUUCCUCCCACCGCUGCGUCUACUGCUGCUGCUGCUGCUGCUUCUUCUUGUCGCACCACUGCCCCAAACUGCAGCGCUCAGUGGUGAUGUCGGCAUUGGCCGGGACGGGAGCGGCGCCCUGCACAUCAACACGAGCGAUGCGCUGACUGAACCAGUGUUUGUGAACGGAGUGGACGUGGGCAAGAUGUUCGCGCUUGUGCUUGAACAGCAGCGUGUGGUGUCAAGACAGGCAAUUCAGUUGCAAGAGCAACGCGAGGCGCUGUGCCGUCGCUUCCCGCCAACGACAACUUCCAUUCCAAACAUGGGCAUGAUGGACCGCGGCUGGAUUGGCGGCGUGCUGGCCGACAACGGGCUCAUCUACGGCAUCCCGUACUUGUCCACGUCCGUGCUCAUCAUCGACCCUGCCACCAACACCGCCGACACAACAUCCAUCUCCGGUUUGCCUGCAGGCGGCAGCAAAUGGACGGGCGGGGUGCUGGCCGACAACGGGCUCAUCUACGGGUUUCCCGAAAGCGCAACGUCUGUGCUCAUCAUUGACCCACGCGCAAACACCGUGGACACCACCACCCUGGGCGGACUGCCUUCCGGCGGCGGUGGCGGAAAAUGGAGGAGCGGGGUUGCCGCACACAACGGGCACAUCUACGGCAUUCCGUGGUCUGCAAGCUCUGUGCUCGUCAUCAACCCCACUCUCCACACCACAGAUGUCACGACGAUAUCUGGCUUUGGUGGGGACUACUUCAAAUGGUUCGGGGGUGUUCAAGCCGCCAACGGGCUCAUCUACAGCGUGCCACACAGCGCAAACGCCGUCCUCAUCAUCGACCCAGCCAGGAACACCGCAGACACCACAUCUAUUGCUGGGUUGACAGGUAGCAGCAAGUGGUUUGGCACCGUGCUCGCGCGGAACGGUCUCAUUUACGGCAUUCCGAAAUCCGCCACGACAGUGCUCGUCAUCGACCCCACCUCAAACACGGCCGACACGACGGCCAUCACCGGCCUCUCGAGCGACGGUUCCAAGUGGCUCGGCGGCGUGCUUGCACCAAACGGCAACAUCUUCGGCAUCCCGCUUAAUGCGGAAUCUGUCCUCAUCAUCGACCCAGCAACCAACACCACCGACACCACGUCGCUUCCAGUCACUUCUGGCAUCGACAAGUGGCAUGAAGGUGUCCUCGCAAGCAAUGGCCUCAUCUACGCCAUUCCACACGUCGCUGGGGAUGUGCUACUCAUCGACCCUGGCUGCUGACCGCGUGUACUGUACAAACGCACACACGUGCUCACGUACACGUGACAUCCUCAGACAUGAGAUCAAUGUUUGGCUGUUUGGUGGUGGUGGUGGUGAGGCUGUACGUUGUGUUCGUGC
This is a messenger RNA of Salpingoeca rosetta, 1380 nucleotides long. RefSeq lists its product as uncharacterized. The record is from RefSeq and is a predicted model, not a curated record. The transcript has a single exon. The coding region runs from base 1 to 1263 and encodes 420 amino acids. NCBI's taxonomy places the organism in Eukaryota, Choanoflagellata, Craspedida, Salpingoecidae.